CUGAGGGGCGGGUCAGUUAUUGUGCGCUUUAACGCGCGCUUUUUUGCGCACAGCACCUUUGUGUGUAUGUGUGUGUGUGUUGUGCUAGCUGCUAAAGUAGCUGAAAGGUUGGCCUCGCCGCUCCUCCACAAAGACAGGGUUUGACGGGUACAGAUCGACGGUUGGGACCUCCAGAAGAGGAAGUGUCACCUGCAACCGCGUUGUGUUAAGCACCAAACUUUACCAUGGGCAAAAAGUCUCGCGGAGAAGAGUCUUCAUCCUCUGAUGAGGAAGAAUAUGUUGUGGAAAAAGUGCUGGACAGGAGGGUGGUGAAAGGAAGGGUUGAGUUCUUCCUAAAGUGGAAGGGAUACUCGGACAAGCACAACACAUGGGAACCAGAGAAAAAUUUGGAUUGCCCUGAGCUUAUUUCAGAAUUCAUGAAGACCUACAAGAAAAGCAGUGGCGGGACCUCCACACCCAGCAGUGGGGCCAGCAAAUCAAACACGGCCGCCUCUGGACGCUCCAAAGAUUCUAGCAGCUCAAAGAAGAGGAGCUCGGAUGAUGACGAGGAAGGUGGAAGUAAGCCCAAGAAGAAAAAAGAGGAUGACAUUCUAGUCGCACGCGGCUUUGAGAGAGGACUUGAGCCGGAGAAGAUCAUUGGAGCAACAGACUCGUGUGGAGACCUCAUGUUUCUUAUGAAGUGGAAAGACUCUGAUGAGGCUGAUCUCGUGCUCGCAAAGGAGGCCAAUCAUAAGUGCCCACAGAUUGUCAUAGCCUUCUAUGAGGAACGUCUCACCUGGCAUGAAGACAGUGACAAGAAGGAGAAGGAUGCAGUCAGUGCGUGAGUGUAUCGCCUCAGGAGGAAACGGGACCUCUUCACUGCAGGGACAACCUUGAGUCGGACAUUUUUCACAUCCUAAACUCCCAACCUUCAAUUUUUACCAUGUCCAGCAAUGACACACACAAAUUUUGGACACUGUGUUAUCUCCAUCCAAGCCUCAUUGGAGCACACGGGCCCAGACUACUAAAAAGGAUCCAUCAUUCAGGAGGAGAAGCUGUAGUUGACAUGGGUGAUAUGCUACUGGGGAGAGUUUAUACUAUUCUGUCUUUGUAUUCUUUACUUUCUUCAAAAAAAAAAAAAAAAUUUAACACAUUGUUUUAGUGCUUACAGGAUACGAUUAUGUUAGUGUUGAAAAUCAGAGUUGGUAAAGGCUGUGUUAACCCAGAGUGUGUUCCAUUGUGGGUUCACAACUUUUAAUUUGCUAUAAACGGUGUACCUCUUCUUUUUAAGAACCCAGCUGACACCACAAAGAUGGAAACAUUUUUUAUUUUUUAAAGUCAGGAAGCCGCCGCCGCACUUUCCUGACUGCAUAAUCGCUUCCUUUUAAAAGGAAAAACUUCGAUAUCAUAGGUUUCUCAUUUGUCUUGCUGUAAAGCCUGCCAGGAUGGAUUUACUCAGUUUUUUCAUAAUGUAAUUCAUAAUGUAGUGGUGGGUUGUUUUUUGUCUUGUGUGUGGGUGUUUUUUUUUUUGUUUGUUUUUUUAAUAACAAAGUUUUAUUUUCACGUUCAAAUAUACCGGUCUAUACAAAUAUACAUUACCACAUCAACAGCUAACCCAAAGGACAGUAAAACCAAUUAUGCACAUUUUUUUUCCCUUUUAAAUAAGCGUUUUUGUUUUGUUUGUUUGUUUUGGGGUUUUUGUGUGUUCAAGUCUGACAAUCUUCUAUGUAUCCAAGUGAAAUGAAGCCAGGGUUGUGCCUGUCAUUAGGGUCUGCCACCUUGUGGCCAAAAGAUGUAAACCUUGAAUGUGUGACCAAUCCCUAUGACAACCCUGUGGUUUUAAUAGUUGUUGUUAGUCAUCUUUUGAUUUUUAUGUUAAAUGGUUAUUGACAUUGCCAUAAUUUCAAACAUUAAAGCAAGCUUUGAACUGAAUUGGUCACAUCCUGGGUUCUCUUGUGUUGACUCUAUUUGUUCUUAGCUUAAGAUUUCUUUUAUUUUACUUACAUUUUUUUUCUCUUUCUUUUCUGGGACCUGAAAAGCACCUCCAAGCUUUUAUACACUAGAUGGAUGUCAGCUUUGCAGUUUGAUCUGUUGUGCUCCAGCGUGGACUCUUGGGACCAAAUGUUUCGUGUCUACCGAAUAAAAUCUGUUUUAUUUUUGAUUUAAAAUUUUUUUUAUCAAUGUUUUUAGCUUUAAUUGGCAUUGUGAAUGAAGGCUGUGCACCUCUCCCCUUUUCAUAUGUACCAUACACAAAUUAUGUCCCUUGAUAUUAACUUAGAUGAUCCUUCUGGUGUCGAUUCCUUUAAUAACAAGUAUUCGGUUCCUGAAUUAUUCUUUUUUAUUUUCUUUUAUUUUUUUGCCAGUGCAGAAUUUUUUAAAUGUAGACUAUUUCUUGUGUGAAUGAAAUGUUGUGAGUAUGUGUACAGUAGCACCCUUUAAUAAACAUUUUCAGUGUUAAA
Molecule: messenger RNA, 2438 nt
Organism: Pundamilia nyererei
Lineage: Eukaryota; Metazoa; Chordata; Actinopteri; Cichliformes; Cichlidae
Gene: cbx5
Product: chromobox homolog 5 (HP1 alpha homolog, Drosophila)
Exons: 5
Coding region: 225-824 (199 amino acids)
Cellular component (GO): nucleus
Source: RefSeq, a predicted model, not a curated record